This is a messenger RNA of Emericellopsis atlantica, 1839 nucleotides long. Its product is annotated as subunit IV of cytochrome c oxidase. Gene Ontology annotation, cellular component: mitochondrial envelope. The record is from RefSeq and is a predicted model, not a curated record. Lineage: Eukaryota; Fungi; Ascomycota; Sordariomycetes; Hypocreales; Bionectriaceae. The transcript has 7 exons. Gene Ontology annotation, biological process: mitochondrial electron transport, cytochrome c to oxygen. The coding region runs from base 1 to 1839 and encodes 612 amino acids.
AUGUCUGAAACAGACGUUGGCGUCGACGAAACGACGAAUGUCAACCGUGGCUCUGACGACCUUGACAUCGACGCAUUGAGACAGUACUUAUCGGAGACAGUCGAGUUUCGCGUGAGCGAAGACGGCAACACGUAUACCCAUCCCGAGAGUAUGCGAGGAGUGCCGGUCAACAAAAUCAGCGAAGACUCUCCGUACUGGAAUCCGCACUGGCGAUCUCUGGACGCUUAUAUCGCCCGCGAAGGAGAAGAGGAGCGGCUUAAGGCCGAGUGGACAGCCCGCUUAGUAGAAGCGAAGAAGACCGUGCCUAUCACCGUAGAGCAAAAGAGGCAGAGGAAGCUGAUAGCCGACACUGCCAAGCGUCACUCCGACAACUGUUCAAAGCAGCACAAGAUUGGCAAAAUGUUCGGCCCUAAUACCGUCGCCCACCCGAACCAAGUUACCAACAAGCGAUACCUCCCGGACGAUGGCCUGUGCGAGCAGGAGACGAUGUACAGUCUUGCCCUUCGCCUGUACGACUUGGAGAUCCUUUACCAACACGGCGAGCUUACUAUGCAACCUUGGAAUUUCCUCCGCUGGAGAAUCGGACAAGCAGCUAUCCGCCGAAGCCAACGGCAGCUCCCGAAUGAACAGAGAAAGGCUGCCAAGAGGGUCAUCACAAACAUGAUUGACAAGCACAACUCCGAUGACAAGAUGCUGCGCAUGAUGACAGCCUUUGCCUAUCAUCUCAAGCAACCAUCGGGUAAGACUUUUGGUCGAACCAAAGAAUCAAAGCCUUACUACAACAAUGGCGUAAACCAGACAUACGACAUGAACGUCGGCGGGUGCAAGGCACGGGAUGAGCGCGCCAAAAAGUUACGUGAAGAGGCCGAACAGGCUACUCGGGAGAAAGAGCUCGAGCGGAAGAAGAAGAGGGUUCGAUUAGCAGAACAGUCAACCUACGCCGGAAUCAACGUGUACCGCCAGCAACGCAGCGGUCAAACUCAAGGCCAUACUGCACCCAAUGGGGGUCCUUGCGGGCUAUUUGGCGUUUGGGAAGAAGCUGGGUCGAGAUAUUGGCAGCAUUUGUUGCAUUGCUACGAAGGCGUCAGCGGUCAGAACUUUGAGGCUAUGGAUCCACGCUCCAACGUCGUGCCAGAUGAGCCCAUCUGCACAAAUCCCUCGACAACAUCAUCUCCAACCGCAUCACCACAUUACCGACCCCCCGAACCCGACUCCACGAUGUUCCUCCAGCGCACUGUCGCCGUCGCGGCUCGCCGCGCUCCUGUCGCCGCCCGUGUUGCUACCCGCAGCUUCACCACCUCCUUCAUCCGCUGCGAGGCCCCAAAGAACCCUGCCACGCCCAACGAGCAGGCCGCUGCUCUCGCCGGUACUGCCGACAAGAAGGUUGGCCACUACAAGGUCUUCAAUGAGGUGAAGGGCGAGGAGGAUCUUUUCGGUCCCGGUGCUGCCCCCGGCACUGUCCCCACCGAUCUCGAGCAGGCUACCGGUCUCGAGCGUCUCGAGAUUCUCGGAAAGAUGGAGGGUGUUGACAUUUUCGACAUGCGCCCACUCGACGCCAGCCGCCUCGGCACGAUGGAGGACCCCAUCACCAUCAAGUCUGCCGGCGACGAGCAGUUUGCCGGUUGCACCGGAUUCCCCGCCGACUCCCACGGUGUCGCAUGGCUGCGUGUGACCCGCGACCGCCCCGUCGAGCGUUGCCCCGAGUGCGGCAGCGUCUACAAGAUGGAGUACAUUGGCCCCCAGGACGACCACCACCAUCACCACGACCACCACGAUCCUGCUUAUGAGGAGCCCAAGACCUUUGCCGACUACAUCAAGCCUGAGUACCGCUACCGAUAA